CAACCCCAAGCUGACGUCAUCUCUCCGCGACACGUCAACGCGCAGAAGAACUCGCCGAAAUCAACUUUUCAUGCCGCAUUUAUGUGGUUUUUCUAGAAGUUGGCGAUAAAAGUGAAAGAUUUUAAUUGUAAUUUGACUGAAUGAAAAUCUUAUUGGGAAAAAAAGGCGCGUACGAACAGUUUGCGAGAAGGCGGAGUAACUCCACAUUAAAAUUGUUUUCUUUUGUCACCAUCUUUCUUUUUACGCCCUGAAAGUGUCUCGUAACAGCAUGAAUGAAGAAGAGCUGGUGGAGAACUUCCGGGCUCAGAUGAGGAACGAUCCGGACGUGGCGUCCGCCGUGGCCGCCAUCCGCACCCUGCUGGAGUUCCUGAAGAGAGACCAAGGCGAGACCCUCCUGGGACUGGGAGAGAGUCUGAAGUGGGCCACGGAUCGUCUGACCGCCGUGGAUUCGUCUGUGGCCUUGUCGUCUGGCGGCGAGCUCUUCCUGCGCUUCAUCAGCCUCACGUCGCUGGAGCACCAGGAUCUGUCCCGCUGCAAGAAGGUGAUGGAGGAACGAGGAGAGCUUUUCUUAGAGAAGAUCUCCAUGUCCAGAAGCAAAGUGGCUAAGCUGUGUCACACCUUCAUCAAAGAUGGCGCAAAAAUCCUGACACAUUCCUACUCCAGAGUGGUCCUCCGCGUGCUGGAAAAGGCGGCGGGCGAGAACAAACGUUUCUCCGUCUUCGUCACAGAGUCGCAGCCCGAUGGCACCGGGCGGCAGAUGGCAGAAGACUUGAGGAAGCUCAACGUUCCUGUGACCGUGGUCUUGGACGCGGCUGUGGGGUACAUCCUGGAGAAGGUGGAUCAGGUCAUCGUGGGCGCAGAGGGCGUGGUGGAGAGCGGCGGGAUCAUCAACAAGAUUGGCACCUACCAGACGGCGGUGUGCGCCAAGGCUCACAACAAACCGUUCUACGUGGUGGCCGAAAGCUUCAAGUUCGUGCGCCUGUACCCGCUCAACCAACAGGACGUGCCGGAUAAGUUCAAGUACAAAGUGGACACGUUGAAACACCUCCCCAACCUGUCCGAGGAACACCCGCUGGUGGACUACACGCCCCCCUCCCUCAUCACCCUCCUCUUCACCGACCUGGGCGUCCUCACGCCGUCGGCCGUCAGCGACGAGCUCAUCAAGCUUUAUUUAUAAACAUCAUUAAACGGCGUAAGAUGG
Messenger RNA from Nerophis lumbriciformis (worm pipefish), 1201 nucleotides. It is a transcript of the gene eif2b1, whose product is annotated as eukaryotic translation initiation factor 2B, subunit 1 alpha. Gene Ontology annotation, cellular component: eukaryotic translation initiation factor 2B complex. Gene Ontology annotation, biological process: translational initiation. Gene Ontology annotation, molecular function: guanyl-nucleotide exchange factor activity; translation initiation factor activity. The record is from RefSeq and is a predicted model, not a curated record. Lineage: Eukaryota; Metazoa; Chordata; Actinopteri; Syngnathiformes; Syngnathidae.